Molecule: messenger RNA, 1541 nt
Organism: Cutaneotrichosporon oleaginosum
Lineage: Eukaryota; Fungi; Basidiomycota; Tremellomycetes; Trichosporonales; Trichosporonaceae
Source: RefSeq, a predicted model, not a curated record
AUCCAACCCGCCAUGGCCACAAACGCUCAAGCUGUGGCCAACGGCGCUCAAGAUGUGCGGCCCAUGUCAAUGCAUGAGCGCUACAGCCUGAUGCGUCAGAAUGCGGGACACCCGCAUGUGAUCCUGCACGUCGUGGUGUACCCCUCGGCCUCGAUGCCCUCCACCGACGCGCUGGAGCGGCGCGUGGCCGAGCUGCAAGCCGCGCUUCCCAUGCUGUCAGCGCGUGUGGUCGGCGCACACAGCACUAAGCCCGCAUACGUUCCAGGCGUUGCGUGGCCUGCUCCCGCCAUUGUUCACGAGGGGGUCCCGGCAUCGUGCUCCGUCGCGGCAUACAAGACCGCGAUGGAUGAGUUUACCACCAAGAGCGUAGCUAGCGCGUCCACAGGCCCCGAAGCACCGAUGUGGCGCAUCAGGAUGUUCCCCCCCGGGUCAAAUGGGGAGGGAUACCUCACGCUAGCGCUCAACCACCUGCUCAUCGAUGGGCGCGGCUCCACGCUCCUCCUCGCCGCGCUCACCGCGGACCUAGGCUCUCCCAGCCCACUCCAGCCCGAACCCUGGACCGCGCCCACGACCUUUGACGCCACGAUCCCGACCACGCCCUCUCUCCGCUUCCUGCUGCCCAUUGUCUUCCGCGAGCUCCUGCUCCCCAAACUGCCGCGCUUCGUGCAGGAACCUUUCCUCGCCUCUGACCCAUGGCCUGGCGUACGCCCCGGCGAUCCCCUCACGUGCGCAUGGGACAUCCACAUGCUCUCCCUCGACCCCUCGCUCAUUUCGAGGGUCAAGAAGGCGGGCGCGGCGCGGGGCGUGAGCACGCUGCACCCGCUUCUGAAGAUGGCAUACUGCGCCGCAAUGUGGCGCGUCUUCAACGCCAGCGCUCCCCUGCACAUCGCGGUUGAGACGGCGCGGUCCGAGCGCAAAGCUGCGCUGGGCCACGCAGCCAUCACGCACAACUACGUGAGCGCGACGAUGUGGGACGCCACGCUCGCCGGCGACGACAUGGUCUGGGCGCGGACGAAGGAGCUCGCGCAAGCCGUAGGCCCUGCUGGCGUCUUGCCGGGGCGCAUGACUCUCGGCCUGCUCCGCCAUAUACCCGACCCGGAGGUGGAUGAGAGCGCGGCAGGCUUCGACCCCAAGCGUCCUACGGGAUGGGAGAAAUACUUCGUCGAGCGCGCGCAGUCGGGACGGCCGUUCCGCGAUUCCAUGGCCAUGAGCAAUCUCGGACGCAUCGAGCUUCCGCCCGGCGCGAGCGACGCUUGGUGGGGCCAGACGGCGACGCCGUUUGGCAGCGCCAUCAUGGUCAACGUUGUUGGGCACGAGGGCGGCGUGCGCAUCAGCAGCGCGUUCAGGCUCGUUGUAACAACCACCGAGAGCGUUGGGGGCGUCCACGCAACUGUGAGGCGGGUGCUUGAACGCAUGGGCAGCUCAAGCGAGGGCGAGGAUAUCACGCUGGAGGACAUCACUGCCAGUGGGGAUAACAAGGGCUAGACAUAGAACGAAUAAUACAUAGUUGCAAGAUCACAGGUGUACUUCUACAACGAGUU